Messenger RNA from Torulaspora delbrueckii, 1623 nucleotides. RefSeq names its product aminopeptidase Y (gene APE3). Lineage: Eukaryota; Fungi; Ascomycota; Saccharomycetes; Saccharomycetales; Saccharomycetaceae. The record is from RefSeq and is a predicted model, not a curated record. Gene Ontology annotation, biological process: proteolysis. The coding region runs from base 1 to 1623 and encodes 540 amino acids. Gene Ontology annotation, molecular function: metalloexopeptidase activity. The transcript has a single exon.
AUGAAGCUUUCUUUAAGUACAGCUAUCGCUGCUGUAACAGUCGCUGGCAGAGUGGGCUCUGCUUUUGUUUUACCAGAGUUUUUCCAAGAAGCUUUUGUACCAGUGGAAACCGAUGAGCAACAGUUCUGGCAGUUUUUGCAAGAGGAUGAUGAGUCCGAUUUUGUUUCUUCAUUGAUUCCAAAGCCUCACGUUCCAUACUUUUUGAAACCAAUGGUUGAAAGUGAGAAAUUGCAGGACAAGAUUGAACUGGAUGACUUGAACGAGACGGCACAUGAUAUCUUGAGGAUUGCAAACGCUUCUACUAGACAGUAUGGUCAUCCAACACGUGUGAUUGGUUCCCCUGGUCACUGGAAGACUAUUCGUUAUAUCCUAAAGCAGUUCGAUGAUAUGAGAGAUUACUAUGAUGUUUCUGUGCAGGCGUUCAGUGCUCUUUCUGGUAAGAUCAACUCAUUCAACUUGUCUGAUGCAAAGACAGGUGAGACUUUCCCAAAUACUACAGCUUUUUCUCUAUCUCCUCCUGUGAAACCAUUUGUUGGUGAGUUGGUUCAGAUUCCAAAUUUGGGUUGUGAUCCAGCUGAUUUCGAGUCUGUAACCCCAAAGCCACCUCACGAGAGGCAAAAGAGGAAGAUUGCUCUUAUUGAAAGAGGAUCCUGUUCUUUCGGUAACAAGAGUGAGUUGGCAGGUAAGUUUGGUUACCAUGCAGUGGUUAUCUUCGAUAACGAUGCCAAGUCCAACGACGGUCUGCGUGGUACUUUAGGAUCUGUGUCUAAGCACAGUGUCUCUACGAUCGGUGUUACUCAUGCUACGGGUAAGGAAUUGAUCAAGCGUAUCUUUUUGAACAGCCACUACUCUUUGCAAUUUGAUAUGGACUCCUUUGUCAAGAGGAUUAAGACCAAGAACAUCAUUGCAGACACUAAACACGGUGAUGAGGACAAUAUUGUUGCCCUCGGUGCUCACUCUGACUCUGUCGAAGAAGGGCCCGGUCUAAACGAUGAUGGGUCUGGUACAAUUUCUUUGCUAAACGUUGCCAAGCAAUUGACCCAUUUCAAGAUUAACAACAAGGUUCGUUUCGCCUGGUGGUCUGCCGAAGAAGAGGGUUUGUUGGGAUCUACGCAUUACGCUAACAACUUGACUAGAGACGAAAACUUGAAGAUCAGAUUGUUUAUGGACUACGAUAUGAUGGCUUCUCCAAAUUACGAGUACGAAAUUUAUGACGCAAAUGAUAAGGACGAUCCAAAGGGUUCGGAAGAGUUAAAGAACUUGUACAUCGAGUACUACAAGUCUAAGAACUUAACCUACACUUUGGUCCCAUUUGAUGGAAGAUCUGACUAUGUCGGGUUCAUCGAAAAUGGUAUCCCAGCAGGUGGUAUCGCAACCGGUGCUGAAAAGAAGAAUGUCAAGAACGGUAAAGUGCUAGACAAGUGCUACCACAGUCUAUGUGACGACAUUGACAACUUAGCUUGGGAUGCAUUCAUGGUCAACACUCAAUUGAUCGCCCACUCCGUGGCCACUUAUGGUUACUCUUUGGAAGGAUUCCCCGAGAGAAAUAACGCCACAGUCGAGACUAUGGACUUGAACGGCGAACCAAGAUUCAAGUACAGGGCUGACUACUUGAUCGUUUAA